AAUAAUAGUGAUGAUAAGGUGUCUUUUAAGAUGUCAAUAACACUGCUGCUUCAUUUGAUAAGUGUAUAGAUAAACAGUCACAAAGCAUCUGUUUUUAUGCUCCAGAUUUUUUUAAUUUCAGAAAUAUAACAAUAUAAAAAAUUAAAAAAAAAUUACCCACCAGUUCAUGUCACUUUAGCUUGUUAACUCUUUCCAUAUAAUUAUCGAGAGCUUUUAAUUUUAGAAGCAGAAAAAUGACAUCAGAAUAGUCAGGGACUUGUUUUGUAGAGUAGUAGAAAUAGUCAUAUCUUACAGAUUAUCCCUGGGAGAGGUCAGAAGUUUACUUAUGUAAAUAAACAUGUUAGAGUCCCUCCCACUUGUUGAAUAGCUUGGUUGUUAAGCUGUGUGCUAGGCAACAGGCUUUCUCUUUUUUUCCUCAGAUAAAGUUCAGAGAAUCGAGAAGUUGCUUUUUGUUUUAUUUGCAGGUUAAACACUCUAAGAUGAGAAAAGUUGAUCUCUGUUUGAGCUCUGAAGGGGCUGAAGUGAUUUUAGCUACAUCAAGUGAUGAAAAACACCCACCUGAAAAUAUGAUUGAUGGGAAUCCAGAAACAUUUUGGACCACCACAGGAAUGUUUCCCCAAGAAUUCAUUAUUUGUUUUCACAAACAAGUAAGGAUUGAAAGGCUUGUAAUCCAAAGUUACUUUGUGCGGACCUUGAGGAUUGAAAAGAGCACAUCUAAAGAGCCAGUCGAUUUUGAGCAGUGGAUUGAAAGAGAUCUAGUACACACAGAAGGUCAACUUCAAAGUGAAGAAAUUAUGGGACGUGAUGGCCAUGCCACUUACUUGAGAUUCAUUAUUAUAUCAGCCUUUGAUCAUUUUGCAUCUGUACAUAGCAUUUCUGCAGAGGGAAUAGCACUCUCAAAUCUUUCUUAGUAAUUAUAACAAGAUGUCUUGCAUGAUUUUUUAACAAUAUAUUUAUUUAAAUGUGAAGUUGUCAUUUAUAUACUUUAUUAAAGGGAUUUGUAUCAAUC
Molecule: messenger RNA, 1009 nt
Organism: Ceratotherium simum simum (southern white rhinoceros)
Lineage: Eukaryota; Metazoa; Chordata; Mammalia; Perissodactyla; Rhinocerotidae
Gene: IFT25
Product: intraflagellar transport 25
Biological process (GO): multicellular organism development; intraciliary transport
Cellular component (GO): intraciliary transport particle B; centrosome; cilium
Source: RefSeq, a predicted model, not a curated record